Messenger RNA from Adineta steineri, 1542 nucleotides. The record is from the annotation of a GenBank genome assembly. NCBI's taxonomy places the organism in Eukaryota, Metazoa, Rotifera, Eurotatoria, Adinetida, Adinetidae.
AUGUCUAACAAAUUGUUAACACCAAAACAAGAACCCAUGGGUGCAGCAGCGAUCCAUGAUAUGAUGAGAGCUGCUCAAAAACAUAUCAAAGAUCGACAACAAGAACUAAAUUUCACUGCACCGGUAACAUCAGCUCAACAACGUUUAGCUGAACUUAAAGCAGGAAUUGCUAAACAAAUGGGAACUCUUCUUCCAAUUCCAUUAGAACCACGAGAACGACCUGUCAAUGUAACAAUUGAUAGAGAAGGUCGUACAAUAGAUACAAUUACAGGUGAAGUUCUUCAAAUACCAAGUUUAACACCAACAUUAAAAGCUAAUCUUCGAGCACAAAAAAAAGAUAUUAAACAAGAACAACCAAAACUUAAACCAGCUAAAGAAGCUGCUAUUGAAUAUCCUGGUCUAGAUGAUUCCGCUGAAUAUCAUGAUGGUCGACUUGCAGUUCGUCCAGCUACACGUAAUCGUCGAGAUUUUAAAUUUAAUGUAAAAGGUAAAUAUGAAGAAUUGGCAAAUCGUCAACGAGCAAGAGCAAAAUUAGAAAAAUUACAAGAAUCAAUUAAUCAAAGUUCAAAAAGAGCUGGUUUGGCAGUAGGAAAUAAAGUUACAAUAAUUCAACCAAAAAAAUUUUUCUCGGAACUUGAUGUACCUGAUAUUGAAUGGUGGGAUUAUGUAAUACUUCAACAAAAUAAUUAUUCAGCAAUUACUCCAGAUGCUAAAAUUCCACCCAUGUUAACUGGUAUUACACAACUUAUUGAACAUCCAAUACAAUUGAAACCACCAUCUGAACCAAAUAAACCAGUUUCAUUACCAAUACAUUUAACAAAACAUGAACAACGAAAAUUACGACGACAAAAUCGAGCAGAAGUACUUAAAGAAUCACAAGAAAAAAUUCGUCUUGGUUUAAUCCCAGCACCAGAACCAAAAGUCAAAAUAUCGAAUUUAAUGCGUGUUUUGGGUUCGGAAGCUGUUCAAGAUCCAACAAAAAUUGAACAAUAUGUUCGUAAUCAAAUGGCACAACGUAUCAAGACUCAUGAAGAAACAAAUGCAUCGAGAAAAUUAUCUGCUGAACAACGUCGUGAGAAGAAAAUUAAACAUACAACAGAAGAUACAACAACGGGUGUACAUGCUGCUGUUUAUCGUGUUCGAAGUUUAGAGGAUCCAUCUCAACGUUUUAAAAUAGAAACAAAUUGCAAACAAUUACAUAUGACUGGUUGUGUUGUUGUUUGUAAAGAUAUUAAUAUCAUCGCAGUUGAAGGAGGACCUAAACAACAAAAGAAAUUUCGUCGUUUAUUACUCAAUCGAAUUAAAUGGAAUGCGUCAUGUAAAAAUCGAAUGGAAGAUGAUGAAAGUGAAGAUCAAGAUAAAGAAAAAAAUAAAUGUGUACUUCUUUGGCAGGGUACCGUUAAAGAUCGUGCAUUUGGUGAAAUUAAAUAUAAAAUGUGUCCAACAGAAAAUUUUGCUCGAGAACAUUUUCGUCGUCAUGGUGUUGAACAUUAUUGGGAUAUUGGACAUAAUGAUUCAGUACUUGAUUCAUCAACUGAUUAA